Molecule: messenger RNA, 4334 nt
Organism: Xyrichtys novacula (pearly razorfish)
Lineage: Eukaryota; Metazoa; Chordata; Actinopteri; Labriformes; Labridae
Source: the annotation of a GenBank genome assembly
GACGCAGAGGCUGUUGGGAAGAGAGGUCAAGAAUCGAUGGCUGCGGAGUGCACUGAUUUACAACCGUAAGGGAUACUUUCACCUUGUAGCACCAGUCUAUACAAACCAGAAACUGCUCAAGAGGUUUUUGAAGCCAACGGAAACAAAUCUACCGGCAAAACGGUAACAACUUUAUUGAUAAAUCCAUCUUUUCUCUCAUACUCAAACGACACUCCGGUUAGCUCCCGUUAGCUGGCUAGAGGCUGCAUUGUUUUUAUUUUCGCCUCUUCUAUGGUCGUACAAAAAUUACUCCUCAAAGUUCCCCGGCCAAGGCAGGGGGUCUGGACUGCCUGAGUUAUGGUUUUCUGUCGGUCCCCAGAAGAUGGAUGAAAGGUCCAGCAGCCACAGCCACCACAGACUCUUAAUCGCCCUGCUCAUGGUGUUGCUCUUCGGCGUCAUCACGGUCCAGUAUGUAUGCCCAAGCAAGUCUGAGUGCCAUUUGUUACAUCAGCUCGUCUCCUGGUUCAGAGACGGUAGAGCGACUGGUUCCCGCGACGGUGGCAGUGAGGUCCGAGUGGGGCUCCAAAAGGAUCCGUACAUAGCAGAAGACGGCGCCUUGGUUCGCUUUGUUCCUCGCUUUAACUUCACCCAAGUAGAUUUAAUCCGGGAUGUCGACUUCAACAUCAAAGGAGAUGAUGUUAUUGUCUUUCUACACAUUCAAAAAACCGGCGGUACGACAUUUGGUCGACACCUGGUACGUAAUAUUCAGCUGGAGAGGCCUUGCGAGUGUCAUGCCGGUCAGAAGAAAUGCACCUGUUACCGGCCCGGUAAGAAGGAAACCUGGCUCUUUUCCCGGUUCUCUACUGGUUGGAGCUGCGGGCUUCAUGCGGACUGGACCGAGCUGACAAGCUGUGUACCGUCCCGCAUGGACUCCCGUGAGGUUCCUGAAAACAUGCCCAGGUAGGUGGAGGGGGCCUUUGGUUCUGAACGGAAAUAUUGUCUUCAUAAAGUUUGAUUCAGUGGUAAUACAUUAAAAAUAAAGACAGGCACGUCAGAACGAGUAAUAAAAUGUUGCAGUUCUGGUUAUGAUGAUUAAAAUAAUAAUAAUUAGGGAUGGGAAUUGAUAAGAUUUUACCGAUAUUGAUCCCAUUAUUGAUUCUGCUUAUCGAUUCCAUUCUUGGUAACCCUUUCUUUUACGGUACACUUAUUACCAGGUAAUUCAAGGGAAUUACCCAGUAACAACAUGAAAUUAUCUGGUAAUUACAUGGUAACUACUAAGUCAAUACUGUCUAGUUCUUUUUUUCUUUUUUCUGUGCAGCUCCAUUUUCAAAAGCUUUUUGGGGUUCUUAUUUUCUAUGAUUGACACUUGAUACAGCCUCUGGGCGUGCCAAGAUUGCAUAGCGAUACGCUGUUUGAGCCGAGCAUUAUCACAGCGACUCACCCGGCGAAUGCGUACAAUGCUACUACGCAAGUGGUGGUUCCAGGAAGCGGAGAAAAUCCUGGAAAUACCAGAGCAAUUCGGCUUCAAAUUUGUAAGAUGAUGGAAGGUUACGUAUCUGGUAACUAUUGACUUAGUAUUUAUCAUGUAAUUACCAGAUAAUUUCAUGUUGUUACUAAGUAAUUACCUGUUAAUUACCUGGUAAUAAGUGUACCGUAAAAGAAAGGGUUACCCAAUUCUUUAACGAUUCUCUUAUCAAUGCCUUGCUUUGAUUUAAAAAAAAAAAAGUAGUCUAUAGGUUUUCACCGUUAACUCAAAAUUUUAUUUAGUCUCUGAUAACAGUAGUCUAAAAAUAAUCAAACAACAAACUAUUUGUACAGCGUUUACUUAAGUUGGUAUUUCGUCAAAUUAGGAUGAAUAUAUUCUGGAUCCCCAAAAUGAUGACAUAAUUAAGCAGGAGGUGGAGUCGCGCGCAAAAUUAAGAGGGUUUUGGGUCGGGGCGGGUGUUUUUGACGGGCUUCUUGCACAGUCCAAGUCUGGCAUGCAUUGUGCUUAUGUUAACACACGACAUACGUACCCUCCAUGUUGUUGCUGAGACAAGGGCAGCAGUGGCUAAUGACCGGGAGAAAGGAAUCAUUAAGGGAAUCGUUAAGAUAAAAUGUAAACAGUGUUGAUGGAUUGAACCAUCUGGAACUGGUUCUCAACAAGAACUGGUUCUUGAUUCCCAUCCCUAAUAAUAAUAAUAAUAAUAAUAAUAACUUCAUUUGUGUAGCACUUUUAAAAACAGAAGUUUACAAAGUGCUUUGACAUGUGGUCAUGGAGCACAUGGAAAGAGACAGAAAGACCAAAAAGCUCAGUUAAAACGGAGUUGAAGGCCAUUUUCAUGUCAUAAGGAACCCAGACAAUACAAGAACCAUGCAACGUAAAACGAGACCAUGAGGACCAAAAUAAAAACAUAAAACAGUUAAGAAAAAGGAAAUGCAAUUAAAAAGGGGGGGUUAAAAGCGGAAACAGCGUAGUAAAUAUAAAAGGCAAUAUCAACAAUGAUAAUAUAAUAAUAACAGGUAAUACUGAUAAUAGUAGUAAUGAUAAAAUAGAGCAACAGAAAUGAGCAAGAGAUAAAACAAUAAAAGGCCUAAAACGUUAAUUAAGAAAAGAGUACAAGUAUAACAAAAGCUAAAAAGACAGUAAAGCCAAAAUAAGAUAAAAGAAAUAAGAGAUAAAAAAACGCAUCACUUAAAAGCAAGUCUGCAAGUGAGUUUUUAAUUUCGACUUAAAAGAAGUGAUUGUCUCUGCACGCCUUAUCUCCUCUGGCAGGUCGUUCCAAAGUCGAGGAGCUCUGAUGGAGAAAGCUCUAUCACCUUCAGUUUUGAGCCUCAACUUUGGAACAACCAGGAGGCCUUCGCCAGGGGAUCUUAUACAUUAUAAUAGACUGACUUAUCACAUUAACUUCACGAGAAUAUUUAAGUUUACUUAUAUCUAACUUCUAUUUUCUCCCCCCAGAAGGAACUAUUAUUACAUAACCAUCUUAAGAGACCCUGUAUCACGCUACCUGAGUGAAUGGCGUCACGUGCAACGUGGUGCUACAUGGAAGGCUUCCUUGCACGUGUGCGAUGGAAGGUCACCCACCCUGUCUGAGUUGCCAAGUUGCUACUCGGGUGAUGACUGGUCAGGUUGCUCCCUGCAGGAAUUCAUGGACUGCCCGUUCAACUUGGCCAACAACCGGCAGACCCGUAUGCUGGCUGAUCUCAGCUUAGUUGGUUGCUAUAACGUCUCUGCAAUGAAUGAGGAAGAGCGUUGGGCUGUACUCCUUGAAAGUGCUAAACGCAACCUCCUUGGGAUGGCCUUCUUUGGACUGACUGAGUACCAGCGCAAGACCCAGUAUCUAUUUGAGCGAACCUUCAACUUGGAGUUUAUUGCACCUUUUACUCAGCUGAAUGGCACACGUGCCUCCAGUGUUGAGGUCCCUUCUGAGACGGAGCACAGAAUUCUCAAGCUGAACCGUUGGGAUGUAGAUCUCUACGAAUAUGCCCGUGAUCUUUUCCUGCAGCGUUUCCAGGUGGCCAGACAGCAGGAGCGCAGGGAGGCCAGGGCAAGGCGACAGCAAGAGAGGAGGCGUCUCCGUGGCAGAUUCACAACGAAGCAAGGGAGGCAAAUUCUAAAGCCCACUGAAUCACCCCGGCAGCUUGACCCAUACUCUGUAGUGACUGAAGAGCAGCAGAGAGGGAAGGAUGGUGGAGACAGUGAGGAUUCAGAAGUGCUUCUACCAGACUGGUGGGAUCUGGAUGAAAACAGCACCCUUGAGGAUUACAUGGACAAUGUCGAGCAGUGGUAGGGAUGGAAACAAGCAACCAGGUGUCCUAAUACCUAGUGUGCCAAGUCUGCCUUGAUUCAAUGAAACCAAGUAAUUCUUUUAAGUAUAUGUGUUUUCAUUUUGUUCUAUUUUUUGUCAUGAACAGUUUUCAAUAACACUAAUUUAUUUAUUGAUACUGAUUGUAUUAAUUUGUCAAAAGUGAAUACAUGGAUACGUUUCCCUGACAGAAAGGAUGGUGCAUUUCACUACCUUUAUGUGAUCACCUAAGCCCUUUAGAUUGUUAUUGUUGCUUUUAAAGACAUGUCAUAAUGUUUGGAAUGCAGCCAUGAUAAUUUGAUCAUUUUUGAAUGAGCAAUGUUCAACCGUUUCUAUAUUAAUAUGCUACUGUUUGUAAUUUACAAUCUUUGUUUGCCAAAUUGCUGUCUUGUCUGAAAUACAAACAUUUAAUAAUGUAACUGUGAUUUUAAGUAUGUUUUAAUUCACAGAAAAGAAGAAUGGAAUUAUCAUUGAUACCUCAAUGUGUAGCAUUAACUGCUUUAACUGUAAAAUACUGAAUGUGUCUCAAGUCUUGGUUUUAUAUAAAAUCUUUUUACAUCCACUGAA